Chionomys nivalis (European snow vole) is the source of this 597-nucleotide messenger RNA. RefSeq names its product olfactory receptor 5B3-like. The transcript is spliced from 2 exons. Gene Ontology annotation, molecular function: olfactory receptor activity; odorant binding. Gene Ontology annotation, cellular component: membrane. The record is from RefSeq and is a predicted model, not a curated record. Bases 1 to 597 code for a protein of 198 amino acids. Gene Ontology annotation, biological process: G protein-coupled receptor signaling pathway; sensory perception of smell. Lineage: Eukaryota; Metazoa; Chordata; Mammalia; Rodentia; Cricetidae.
AUGUUCCUCUUACUUGCUGUCAUGGCUUUUGACAGACAUGCUGCAGUUUGCAAGCCCUUACAUUAUGCCACUACCAUGACGACUAGUGUGUGUACUCACAUGGUGAUUGGCUGUUAUGUCUGGGGCUUGUUUGAGUCUGCUGUACAUACUGGAUUCACCUUCUCCCUCUCCUUCUGCCGUUCUACGGUCCAUCAUUUUUUCUGUGAUAUCCCUCCAAUCCUGGCUCUUUCUUGUUCUGAUAUCUAUGUGAAUGAGAUCGUCCUUUUUAUCUUAACCUCAUUCAAUGUCUGUUUUGCUCUGAUAGUUAUCUUGACCUCCUAUGCUUUCAUAUUCAUUGCUAUCCUGAGGAUGCGUUCAGCAGAAGGACGGAAGAAAGCCUUCUCUACUUGUUCAUCCCACCUCACCGCUGUGACCAUAUUCUAUGGAACUGUAAUCUUCAUGUAUCUACAGCCCAGUUCUAGUCAUUCCAUGGACAAUGACCAAAUGGCAUCUGUGUUCUACACCAUAGUAGUUCCCAUGUUGAACCCAAUUGUCUAUAGCUUAAGGAAUAAAGAAGUUCAUAGUGCUUUCAAGAAAGUUGUAGAGAAAAUGAGGUAA